This is a messenger RNA of Zasmidium cellare ATCC 36951, 1926 nucleotides long. RefSeq names its product glycoside hydrolase family 15 protein. Gene Ontology annotation, cellular component: fungal-type vacuole. Gene Ontology annotation, molecular function: glucan 1,4-alpha-glucosidase activity; protein binding. Bases 1 to 1926 code for a protein of 641 amino acids. The transcript is spliced from 2 exons. The record is from RefSeq and is a predicted model, not a curated record. Gene Ontology annotation, biological process: polysaccharide metabolic process. NCBI's taxonomy places the organism in Eukaryota, Fungi, Ascomycota, Dothideomycetes, Mycosphaerellales, Mycosphaerellaceae.
AUGGGCCGGAUACAAGCUGGCGUCGCUGUGGGCGUCGUCCUGCUCAGCGGCGUGUACGCGCAGAGUUGCAACACUACCACGCUGCAGGCUUCGACUCCUUCGAGCGGUAAUGUCGUGCUCAAGGACUUCAGCUACUGCGGCGGCACCCUGAACACGAGCGCGUACAUCAACAAUCUCGCCUAUAACAAAAAGGUCACUCUAUACUACACCAAUGCACAAGGACAAGCGACGCCUCUGACUUCGAUUGGCCUUGGCUACGACAGCAGCGUCUCGAGUUCCAACUACGAGCUCUGGACGUCCAGCACACCUGUGUACAUCGACGGCAUCCAGCAACUUCUCAACAUCACCUACGACGUCGUGGACAACAACCAGGUCUACUCGCAGCAAUUGAACCAAACCGUCGUGGCGAGUGGAAAGCCCGCUCCAACUCUACCCUCUCCGCCGAAGCCAUAUGCCACGCCCAAGGGUUUCAGCGAUGAUAUCACAAACUUCCUCGACAACGCCGCCGGCUCGCAAGUCCGCGCGUCCUUCACGAAGAUGUUCAGAAACAUCAACCCGGCCGUGGCAGGAGCUGUCGAUGGUGUGGUGGUCGCAGGCCGGAGUGGUCCAUCUUUCGAGUCGCAUGUCACCGACUACGAAUACGACUGGGUGCGCGAUUCGUCCUUGACGAUGGAAGUCGUCCAGCAGUUGUACGAUGCAUCCAGCAAAGCCGGCGCUACCACUCAAUACCAGAAUGCCCUGUUCAAGUACGCCGCAGCCCGCGCCACCGAGCAGAACGAUCCAAACCUGCAAACCGGUCUCGGUGAGCCAAAGUUCUACCUCAACAACACAAUCUUCGAGAAGCCAUGGGGUCGUCCUCAGAACGAUGGUCCAGCGACCGCUGCCAUCACGCUCAUGGAGUUCGCGGACAGCUACCUGAAGAAAGGCGGCAACACCACCGCAGUGCUGCAGAAGAUCUACGACUCGAUGAACUAUCCCAAGACCGCACCGCUGAAGAAAGAUCUCCUCUUCGUCGCUAGCAACUGGACCAGCUCAUCGUUCGAUCUCUGGGAAGAGGAGAGUUCCGACCACUUCUACACCCGCAUGGUCCAGCGCAAGGCCCUCGUCUUGGGAGCCAAAUUCGCCAAGAGGUUCAACGACAGUCAGACCGCAAGCACGCUGCAGAGCGCCGCGGACGCCAUCUCCAGCACGAUGAGCCAAUUCUGGGACGUAGGUCGCCAAAUUGUGCUUUACGAGUAUGGCCCAGUCCUCCUCGGCAAGUCGAGCUACCUCGAUGCUGCUGUUCCUCUCGGUGUCAUUCAUGGAUAUGCCGGCGACGGUGUGUACAGCUACACGAACGAGCAGCUUCUGAGCACGAUGGUUCGCUAUACCACGAGCUUCAUCAACGUAUACCCGAUCUUCAACAAGACUCAGAAAGACUCGUCUGGUCAGACUCUCGGAGUCCCGAUUGGUCGCUACCCCGAGGACGUCUACAACGGGUCGGCGACUGAGGCCAACGGAGGUAACCCAUGGUACCUCACCACAGCCGCCGUCUCCCAGUACCUCUACGCCGCGUCCGCCGAAUUCACCUCCGCGGGCAAGCUCACCGUAACCAACACCUCCAAGAGCUUCUUCGACUACUUCGCUCCAGACGCAGGCGUGAACAUCGGCCAGACGUACCAGCACAACAGCACGCAGUUCAACUCCGUCAUCGACAGCGUCAACGGCUGGGGCGACGCCUUCAUGCGCACGAUCAAGUACUACACGCCAUCCGACCAGUCGCUGACCGAGGAGUUCGACCGCGACAACGGCACGCCGCAGGGCUGCGCGGACUUGACGUGGUCGUAUGCGAGUAUCUUGACCUCUGCGUUCCAGCGGGCCAAGACGAGGAACAACAAAAAGUUCGUGCAGGGCCUGGCGAAUCUGGGAUACACAGAGAACUCCUAG